Messenger RNA from Dothidotthia symphoricarpi CBS 119687, 1911 nucleotides. RefSeq lists its product as uncharacterized. The transcript has 2 exons. Bases 1 to 1911 code for a protein of 636 amino acids. Lineage: Eukaryota; Fungi; Ascomycota; Dothideomycetes; Pleosporales; Dothidotthiaceae. The record is from RefSeq and is a predicted model, not a curated record.
AUGGUUUCCACGGGCUAUGCUCCGAUGUCACCGCAGGGCAAUUCCACUCAAUCCCACAAUCACGAGUACCUUCCGAUGGGAACUCUUCCACAAACAAAUAGAUCGAACCAGUCACACAACUUCCGGAAUAAUGACCCCAGUACUGAAGUAUUGAUGAACGACCAUUCAGCCUUGUAUCCAGAGGAGGGCAGACCGGAUCUCAACAGAGACCAUUCUGGUACAGAUUUUACUGAGGCAGAAGAGCUCGCAAAGUAUCCAAUCUCUACAACUGUGCCACGGCAGUAUAGUUCAGGACACCUUUCUGAUCCGCCCAAAAACCACAAGGUCUUCGACUUCAGAGACUGGCAAUGGGAAUUUGCAGCCGCCGCCCUCAGCCUGGCCUGUUUCGCCGCUGUAGUCGUAGUGUUGAUUUCGUACCAGCACAAAUCCCUCGCCAGCUGGAAUUUUGUGUACGACAUUACCCUUAACACGCUGAUUGCGGUGCUUUCCACCCUGUCACGAACUGCGCUUCUGGUUCCCAUUGCAUCGUGCAUCAGCCAGCUGAAAUGGAUACACCUCGUAGGUGCCCCACGCUCUCUGCGUGAGGCCCAGGUCUUUGACGAUGCCAGCCGUGGCCCCUGGGGCUCUUUGGUACUCAUCUGGAGCCUAAACUUCAAGACAAAACUCGCUUCGUGGGGCUCCAUCAUUACGGUAUUAACUCUGACUAUGGGGCCUUUUGCACAACAGCUACUUUCGUAUCCUUCAAGAGCACAUGUCUCAACUGGAGCGACCUUCUCUACAAGCCAAAUAUACGACUCUGGUACAUCGAGGGCCACUACUUCAUCGUGGAUACGAGAACGAAAGAUGGAUCCCAAGUUGCAAGGUGCUAUACUAAAUGGACUCUACAACCUGAGUGCACCUGUUCAAUUCACCUGCCCUAGUGGUAAUUGUCGGUGGAACGAGUUCUCAACCUUGGCCGUAACGAGCAGCUGCAAGAACGUCACAGCUGACACUGAAAUACUUUGCGAUGAUGAGUCACGCAGCAUGUCAUGCAAUUAUACGACUCCCUCUGGCUUCUUCAUCAGCUCUAAUACCCACCAGAGCUCAGGGGGCGGAUCUUUCACCUAUUUCAACACUUCCGCUCGCACGAAUACCCUGUCGAAUAGCAACGAUAUAUAUAACAGCUCACUAGUAAGCUUCGCAAUGGCCAACAUGUACAACUCCAUGAACUUGGAGCUGCCAGACGUGACAGAGUGCAACAUCCGCUGGUGCGCUCGAAUUAACCGGGAUGUCAAUGUAGUGAACGGCACAUUCAACCCUGGCGUUACCGAAGACGUCGAACUCAUUGGAAUCGAGAAUCCUUAUCAGGUCCGCGGAACUACUCGACAAUGGGACAGUUUCAACACCACCGAUGAGUAUACCUCUUUCCCAGGAAACCGCAGUUUCAGCGUUAGCCCCAAUGAUAAUAUACAGAUCAAGGACUUUCUCCAAACCGUCUUCUCGUCUACGAUAGAUGACCCCUUCGGCCUGGCUUUGCUAAACACUACGAACCUCACAGACACCAUGGCCUCGAUUAGCGUGAGCAUGACGUAUGCGUUCGGGCAGAGUCCGAGCGGCACAAAGUUGGAAGGCGAAUCUAUUACUUCCGAGCAGUACAUUCUUGUCCACUGGCCGUGGAUAAGCCUCCCCUUGGCGGAGAUCGUCAUGGGCAUCGCGUUUUUGAUUUGUACGUUAGCACACACCCGGCGGAAAGGAGUGGUUGCUUGGAAGUCUUCGGGCAUAGUGCCGAUGCUUACGGUGAUGGACGGGUGGGAUACCAAGGAUCUUAGAGCUGCCUCUUGGAGGGAGGUUGAGAAGCGCUCGGAGCAUAUGCGUGGCCUCCUGGAGACGAGCAGAGAAGACGUGCAAUAUUUCAAACGUAUGGAUUCGUAG